UCAUCGCUCGGUCGGCUAUUCGGAAACGUGGAAUUCGCCGCCGCCGCCUUCCAUUUGAAAGUUGAUCAUCGAUGGAUCACUUCGAUUUGAGUAUUGCUAAUCGAACGUGCGAAUAUGCCGAAAACCGCGCCAGAUUAUUCAAAUAGAGGCGCAGCCUUAAGGACGAGUUGUCCACAUGCAACGUUUUUCGAACGCGCUUCUCCUUCACACUCUCAUCAUCUAAUUUAAGUGAAUUUAAUAGACCACUUGACUAGUCCAAUAAAAAUCAAAAAUAAAAAACAAGAUUUCAGUAAUUCUAUUAGCGUGCUUCUCAAUGUGCAGAUGAACUGGACCGAAAGAUGAAGCAACCUACUCUACUCUGUGCGCAGUGAUUUCGAAAUACAUAUUAAUUGGAGCAAUAAAUUAAAACGUUCGUUUAAGAGUACCGCAGUUAAUAUCCUAUAUAAUUAACUAGUUGAAACAUUCAAUGAAGAGUAAUUAAAGGAAAUAUAUAUCUUUUGUUAAGUUUUGAAAGUAUAUUUCUAAUGGAAAAUAAAACACGUGCACGAGGUUUGCGCGGAUUAAUCAAUUAAUGGAAUGUACAAUUAUUGAUUAACUUGAAGGAAAAUCCUUGUUCAUUUAUUGAAUACAACAGUUGUGAUAAUUAAUGUAGUGCUUUUUAGAGCGAAGUGUGUUAAUUAUAUCGAAUUUUGUUAUGCGCCGAUAGUGUAUUGACGAUAAGGAACUUUCAAUGGACGAAAAAUGUAUCAGGACCUCAACGAAUUUUGGAUACGCAGCUUUCGGCAGGACUUGUGGUUGGAUAAUGUUGAUGGGAUGAGUAGAGAGUUAUUGCAAGAAGGUGAUAAAUAUCAAUUGAAAAUGGAUGAGAUAGCGGUGAUCAAGAGCCGAGCGGAGAAGCACCGGCAGUAUUAUAGAAAUCUUUGCGGCGGUGCGGUAAAUUCUCCGGAGAUGGCGCCACCGGUGAUGGCAGAGGGAAAGGUGAAGUUUGAAAAUCUUCAGCCCUUAGAGAAUAAAGUGAGACAACGUCGCACAGGGGUAUACGAGUUGAGCUCUUCGGGGUCCGCGUGCGAUUGUUCCAUGUUCAAGAGCGUUAAGCAGUUACGUGAGAAAUAUCAGGAGAUGCUAGAGGAAACCAGCAAGCAGUUGGAAACGAAAACAGGGGAUCAGUUGACGAGAUCGAACAGCAUGGAGGGUUUUUUGGUUCCUCCGACCAGUGGCUAUUGUUCCUCAGGCACCAGCGAUGAUGAACGUGAUAGAACUUGGCGGCACAACCAAGUGCAGAGAUGCGGAAGCUCCGACUCUGCCGUUGGGCAAAGCGAUGACGAGACGCAGACAAAUAACCAGUGGUACGAACAGAAAGAAGUAUACAAUUAUCCGGAGAGCCCUUACAGCCCUCGAGGAUCCGUCGACCAUACAAACGUUCCUUCGAAAACGAUAAUCGAGGCACAGUGCGUGCCCUAUCCGGUGGACAGGAAGCUAAGUGAUUGUAUUAGUGAUAGCGGCGACGGAGAUAACAGCCGCAGACAAAGCUGUUACACUGACGAUGGUGAGGAACAACCGUGCUAUCGUUAUUGGAGAACACCAAGUGUUGUAGUCAGUGAUUAUUCAGAUGACAUUAUGGGAUUGACGUUGGAAGACAUCGAGUAUUUCCGAAACCGGAGGAAGGAUUGUUCUUCGCCGGACUCCAGUUUACAUAGUUCCUGCAGCAAUUUGAACUAUUGCGGCUCAACAAUUAGCUGCUUGGACACCGAUUACACAAGGCAUCCGUAUCGUAAGCAGUCUAAUUGUUCCACGUGCUCCACACUCAGCGGCGAUGAAGACACGGACAUCAUCCAAGCUUCUAACAAAAAGCCUUCGGGAUGGCGCAAGCUGCGGAACAUAGUUCAAUGGACUCCGUUCUUUCAAACCUACAAGAAGCAACGGUAUCCGUGGGUGCAACUAGCUGGUCAUCAAGGAAACUUCAAGGCAGGUCCUGAUCAGGGUACAAUUCUCAAGAAGCUUUGCGAGAAAGAAGAAAAAUGUUUUAAAGUAUUAAUGCAAGACGUUCUAAGACCGUACGUUCCUGAGUACAAAGGUCUCGUGACUAGCGACGACGGCGAAUGUUCCUACCUGCAAUUACAAGAUCUCUUGGGCGAUUUUCAAUCCCCUUGCGUGAUGGAUUGCAAAAUAGGCGUGAGAACAUAUUUGGAAGAGGAGUUGGCCAAAGCCAAGGAGAAGCCCAAAUUGAGAAAAGAUAUGUAUGAGAAAAUGUGUCAAAUUGACGACACAGCGCCAACAGAAGAAGAACACAGACUUAAGGGUGUGACUAAGCCUCGCUACAUGGUUUGGAGGGAGACGAUUUCGUCGACGGAGACUCUUGGCUUCAGAAUAGAAGGUAUAAGGAGGUCGGACGGGACAUCUAGUAAAGAUUUUAAGACGACGAAAACUAAAGAUCACGUUAUGAAGGCGUUCCUAGACUUCACUAAAGGUUUUCCGCAUGCCAUACCUAAGUACAUUCAGCGUUUGAAAGCGAUUAAAGCAACUUUGGAGGCAUCCCAGUUUUUCAAGAGCCACGAGGUGAUUGGAAGUUCUUUACUGUUUGUGCAUGAUCGCUCCAACGCAAACGUAUGGUUGAUAGAUUUUGCAAAAACAAUUAUACUACCUGACAACGUGGACAUCGAUCACAAAUCAAAAUGGAAGGUUGGAAAUCACGAAGACGGUUAUUUAAUAGGAGUUGACAACAUAAUUUCUAUUUUCGUUACGAUCAUGGAACUGCAGCCCACAGCGAUCACUCCACCACUCAUCCAUCCAUCACAAUCGGACGAUGAGAACGACGUCUAAAUCUUCUCAUUCAACACUCAGUUGCCUUGCGUGCUGCAAAAUUUUGUACAUAUCCACCACAAAUGCCAUUUUAUUUAUUUUAUUUUGUAUUUGUUAAUUUUAAUUUAACUCGCAAUUUCUUAACGAUACGAACGUGUAUUUUCGUCUCGGAAAGUAUGAAAUCUUAAAUUAAUUGUCUUAUACUAAGAUAACAAACAGAUUCGAAUGAAUAUUUGAUAAUUUAUUGUUUCAUUUUAUGUUGUUCUCUUUUGCGCA
Molecule: messenger RNA, 3075 nt
Organism: Nicrophorus vespilloides
Lineage: Eukaryota; Metazoa; Arthropoda; Insecta; Coleoptera; Silphidae
Gene: IP3K2
Exons: 7
Coding region: 742-2820 (692 amino acids)
Biological process (GO): inositol phosphate biosynthetic process
Cellular component (GO): cytoplasm; nucleus
Molecular function (GO): inositol tetrakisphosphate kinase activity; inositol-1,4,5-trisphosphate 3-kinase activity
Source: RefSeq, a predicted model, not a curated record